Microthlaspi erraticum is the source of this 1281-nucleotide messenger RNA. The record is from the annotation of a GenBank genome assembly. NCBI's taxonomy places the organism in Eukaryota, Viridiplantae, Streptophyta, Magnoliopsida, Brassicales, Brassicaceae.
AUGCUCCUAAUGACCUCGAUGUGUCAAGCUGUGGGUAACAACAUCUACCCUGUGAUUCUAAUCCCAGGAAACGGAGGUAAUCAGCUAGAGGCAAGACUUGAACAAGACUACAAGCCAACGAGCGUCUGGUGUAGCAGCUGGUUAUGCCCGAUCCGCAAGAAGAGUGGUGGAUGGUUCAGGCUAUGGUUCGAUCCAUCGGUGCUAUUGUCUCCCUUCACCAAGUGCUUCAACGAGCGAAUGAUGUUGUACUAUGACGCCGAUUUGGAUGAUUAUCAAAACGCUCCUGGUGUACACACCCGUGUUUGCAAUUUCGGUUCUACCAAAUCCCUUCUCUACCUCAACCCUCUUCUCCGAGAUGCCACAUCUUACAUGUCACAUUUGGUGAAAGCUCUAGAGAAAGACAGCGAAUAUGUUAACGACCAAACUAUCCUGGGAGCUCCAUAUGACUUCAGGUACGGCUUUGCUGCGUCGGGCCAUCCAACUCGUGUAGCCUCACAAUACCUACAAGACCUCAAAAAUUUGGUGGAGAAAACGAGCAGCGAGAACAAUGGAAAGCCAGUGAUACUCCUCUCCCAUAGCCUAGGAGGCCUUUUCGUCCUCCAUUUCCUCAACCGUACCACCCCUUCAUGGCGCAGCAAGUACAUCAAACACUUUGUUGCACUCGCUGCGCCAUGGGGUGGUACGGUUGAGCAGAUGAAGACAUUUGCUUCUGGAAACACACUCGGUGUUCCUUUUGUUAACCCUUUGCUGGUCAGGCCGCAGCAGAGGAGAUCCGAGAGUAACCAGUGGCUACUUCCAUCUACCAAUGUGUUUCACGACAGAAGUAAACCGCUUGUUGUUACUCCCCGGGAUAACUACACAGCUUACGAGAUGGAUCGGUUUCUUGGAGACAUUGGGUUCUCUGAAGGAGUUGUCCCUUACAAGACAAGAGUGUUGCCUUUAACAGAGGAAGUUGUGACUCCUGGAGUGCCGGUCACUUGCAUAUACGGGAAAGGAGUUGAUACUCCGGAGGUUUUGGUGUAUGGUGAAGGAGGAUUUGAUGAGCAACCAGAGAUUAAGUAUGGAGAUGGAGACGGAACUGUCAAUUUGGCGAGCUUAAAAGCUUUGGAGUUGAUUCACAGAGUUGAGAGCUUGAAAACUGUAGAGAUUGGUGGAAUCUCGCAUACCUCUAUACUUAAAGAUGAGAUCGCACUUAAAGAGAUAGUGAAGCAGAUUUCAAUCAUUAAUUCUGGAUUAGCCAAUGUUAAUGAUGCCACGAAUGAAAAGAGAGGAGUCGAUUAA